Messenger RNA from Diabrotica virgifera virgifera (western corn rootworm), 2484 nucleotides. RefSeq names its product neprilysin-4-like. The record is from RefSeq and is a predicted model, not a curated record. The transcript has 13 exons. The coding region runs from base 136 to 2328 and encodes 730 amino acids. Gene Ontology annotation, cellular component: plasma membrane. Gene Ontology annotation, biological process: protein processing. Gene Ontology annotation, molecular function: metalloendopeptidase activity. Lineage: Eukaryota; Metazoa; Arthropoda; Insecta; Coleoptera; Chrysomelidae.
UAUGUUUACAAGUAUGGCUUAAAUCUUGAUUAUCUUAUCGUAUCUUAUUGAAAUCUCACAUUGAUUUUUCUAUAGUAUACAUAGGUAUAUGUAUUAAGACCAUAAAAAGUAUGUGGUGACUGUCUAAUUUUCAAUAUGAUGAAAUUACCCAUAGUUUUAUUGAUAGUAACAAUAGUGUCGUCUUUAAAAGGACUUAACACAGAUGAUAAUGAUGAUUUUCCAGGAUACAAUUAUAUGAAUCUAAGUUCAGACCCAUGUGAAGACUUUUUUGAAUACACCUGCGGAAAUUUUAAAAAAUUAUAUCCACUAAGUGAAGGAGUAUUAACCAUCGACCAAUUUACACUUUUAGAUGAAAAACUCACAGAAACUGUAAGAUUAAUCCUCUCAGAGAAUGAACGUGACGAGGAUCCAGUAGCUUUGAGAAAAGCAAAAGCUGCUUACAGCGCAUGUAUAGAUGAAGACUAUCUAGCGAAAAGGAAAAAUCCUGAAACAAUAAUUGUAGUCAACGAACAAGGGUUUCCGUUAACGCAGCUACCAUGUCAACAACAAGCCACAAACUACAGUUUUCUAGAUAUUGCUGAUGCUGUAAGCAAGUAUGGUAUCCCGAUGCUGUUUAACGUGAUAACUACAUCAAAUCCAGGAAACGCUUCCAGUAAUAUACUCUUUAUAUCUAAGGUAGAUAGUUUGACCGCUGCACAAAUUCGACACAACCAUGGUACGUCAUACGAAAAUAUAAUUGAAGAAGGUUUUGUAACAACAGAUGGAUCUGAUAGAAAAAGUUCACAGAGUUUAAAACCAUUUGACAUUUUCCUGAGGCAAAUGUCUUUAAAAUUGAGGAAUGCCACUGAAAGUUUUCUAACUGAUACCGAGGUUUUUACUAACUUGGACGAUGUCGUCCAGUUUACAAGAGCUGUGUUUAGCGUCGCUAACGUGGAUUAUAGUAACGCUGCAAUAUUGCCUAUAUUGGGAGAUGACGUAUAUACAGUAACUCUUGAGGAUAUAAAUACUUGGACUGAAAAACAAUUUAAUGAUACUGUUAAACUAAAUUGGAUUGAAUUCUUCCAACAUUACUUUGCAAACGCUGGUAUAGACAUAACAGCAGACACCAGGCUGCUGAAUUAUUCAGGGUUGGACAAAAUUUUAUACGGAAUAUUGAACCUGGUGAAAUCAACUCAAGAUCAUGUGGUUAAAAGUUAUGUAAUGAUGCGAAUCUUUACACAUUUGGCACUUGACGGUGAUGCACAUUCAAGAAAACUCAUGGAGGAUUAUUUCGCUGGAAUAAAUGUUCAAAUUUACCCUAGAAAAGAAUACUGUGCAAGAAAAAUAAUGGACUCUACGGGAACAGCAGGUUUGGCUUUUGCAGUAGCAUAUGGAUAUCAACUAAAUCAUUUUAAUGUUAAUAAUUAUCAAGAGGUGAUCCAGUUGAUAGAAGACCUAACAGAUUCAUUUAGAGAAUUAAUACAAAAUACUACCUGGAUGGAUACACAAUCAAAGGAAGAUGCUGUUGCUAAAUUACAACGCAUGAUAAUGAUAUUGGGACAUCCAGACAUUUCUUACGACAAGGAGAACUUGGAUAAAUUUUACGAGAAUCUGAAAAUCUGCAAAUGGAAUCAUUACGGGAAUUCAAUAAGAAUAAAAGCUUUUAAAAACGCUUAUCAAAUAUCACAAAUAUCUAAAAGGGAAAGAGAUUUUUGGGAUAAAUCACCAUUUGAAGUAAAUGCUUAUUAUAAUAAAGCCAAUAACAAAAUGAUUUUUCCCAUAGCUAUGCUGAAUCCACUGUUUUUUGGUAGCGGUAGCAGUAUAUUAGAUUAUGGAAGAAUUGGAAGUAUAAUAGGCCAUGAAAUGACUCAUGGGUUUGAUAAUGAUGGUAGAACAUAUGCUGCAGAUGGUACUAUGCAUCCGUGGUGGACUAACGAAACCAAAACAGAAUUCGCUAAUAAAGCAAACUGUUUUAUAGAUGAAUACAACAAAUUUUAUGUACCUGAGAUCCAACAAUAUGUUAAUGGAACGGCUACUUUAAAUGAAAAUAUAGCAGACAAUGGUGGAGCAAGGGAAGCAUAUCGAGCACUGAAAAAAAUGAUGCUGAGAAAAAAUAUUACUAAAGGAAUAAAUGAUUUUACUCCGGAACAAGAAUUUUUCAUUGGAUUUGGGACACUAUGGUGUAACAAUCCCUCCAUUAGCUAUCUCCAACAAAUGUCCACUAACGAACACGCUCAUUCGAAAUAUAGAGUAAAUGGAGUAGUUUCAAAUAUGGAGGAAUUUGCUGAAGCCUUCAACUGCCCUGUUGGCAGCAAGAUGAAUCCUUCCAAUAAAUGCAGAAUCUGGUAAAGGUUCAACAAAUGUAAGUCUUAAUUACUAAAAUAAUAAGUAAAUCCAUGUGUUGCACGUAAUGUAAAUAAAAAAUGUACAGAGCGUCUUAAAGUUUUGGUCUAAAAAAUUGUGAAAAUAUGAUUGAUAAAAUAAAAAUUUUGCAAAAUGUGUUAA